This is a messenger RNA of Momordica charantia (bitter melon), 2886 nucleotides long. Lineage: Eukaryota; Viridiplantae; Streptophyta; Magnoliopsida; Cucurbitales; Cucurbitaceae. The record is from RefSeq and is a predicted model, not a curated record.
AAUAUCUGUAAUUUGGUGUUUCUUCGCCUUGAUUAUACUAAUUUUAUUCUUUGGAAGUUUCAAUUAACUUCUAUUCUCAAGGCUCACAAAUUAUACGGGCUUGUCGAUGGCUCUACAGCAAAACCAUCUGAGUUCUUGGCUGCUUCUUCAUCUGAUGCUGUUCCGUCACCUAAUCUUGCAUUCAGCGACUGGAUCGCAAAAGAUCAUGUCCUAAUGACCCUCAUCAAUGCGACUUUGUCUCCUGCUGCGUUGGCUUAUGUGGUUGGUUGUUCAUCUUCCAAGGAAGUGUGGGAAACCUUAAUCCAGCACUAUUCUUCAAAUUCUCGUACUAAUAUUGUCAGUAUUAAAUCGGAUCAGAGUUGCAAUCAAUUACCAAGAAGCAUGAUGAAUUGAUCGAUUCUUAUAUCCAGCGUAUCAAUGAGUUGAAGGAUAAACUUACCAAUGUUUCUGUUCAAAUUGAUGAUGAAGAUCUCACUAUCUAUGCCCUAAAUGGAUUACCUUCUUAUUAUAAUGCCUUCCGCACGUCAAUGAGGACCCGCUCGCAACCUAUCUCCUUCAACGAGCUUUAUGUCCUUCUAGUCUCUGAGGCGUCUGCGAUUAAUCAACAAUUGAAUAAGGAUGAGGUUUUUGCCUCUCCCUCUGCUCUUCUUGCAAAUCAGACUCCCUCCAAGCAUCAGAAUGUAAAUCCCAAUAUUUUGCAAGGUCGCGGUUUUACUGGCAGAGGAAAGUUUCAGAAUUUUGGUUGAUCGAAAUCAUCUCCUAGCUCUCUUCCUAGGCUAUCCGUUAGAUUAUAAGGGAUACUUGUGCUACAACAUGAGCAAUGGUCGACUCUAUACCUCUCGCCAUGUCAUUUUUGAUGAGUCUCUAUUUCCUUUUUCUCUUCCUUCUUCACCUGCUAAUUCUCCUCCUUCCUCUUCCUCGUAUCAACUUCCUUUUUCUUUUUUUUUUCCCCUCUGAUCCUUUACCUCUGUCACCUACCAUGCCUCCCAUUCCACCUAUUUUACCUUCCACGUCUCCUAUCCAUCAGCCCAAUCUAAUAUCAUACCAACCUUGCCCCUUAUCCCGCAUACUUCACCUCAUCCUCCAUCUCCUUCACCUAUUGAACCCAAUUUCCAUUCCACUACACCUAUUCCUCCAAAUUAUACCUCUCUUUUAUUACAUCCCUCAUUACCAACUCCUACACCUUCUUCACCUUGUCCGGUCAUGCCUAUGAUCUCUGCUUCAGAUCCGUUGAUUCCUGAUUUUGCAACUUCUGGGAUAAAUUCUCCUUCAGUAGUGACUAUACCACAUAAUACUCAUCCUAUGCAGACUCAUGCUAACUCGGGUAUUUCCAAGAGGAAAGUGUUCAUGGAAACCUCUCUACCUAGUUCCUCUGUUGAACCUACUUCGUUUAUUGCGGCAUUUAAGUUGUCUCUCUGGAGAGAUGUCAUGGCUGAGGAAUAUGAUGCUUUAAUUCGGCAAAAUACUUGGGUUCUUGCUCCUCUCCUAGCAGGUAAAAUAGCUAUAGGCUGCAAAUGGUUGUAUCGUGUUAAACAUCAUCUCGUUGGAAGUGUUGCUAGACAUAAAGCUAGGUUGGUUACCAAGGGGUUUCAUCAAGAGGCAGUAUUGACUAUGAAGAAACCUUUAGCCCAGUUGUCAAUUGAAACUCACUGUUCGCAUUAUUUUCUCUCUUGCUGCACAGUAUGGCUGGUCUCUCCAUCAAUUGGAUGUUAAAAACGCCAUUCUCCAUGGUGAACUUCAAGAGGAGGUGUUUAUGCAACAACCUCAAGGCAUUUUGAUGACUCUAUCACAUAUCUCCUAUUGUAUAUCGAUGACAUUAUUAUUAUCGGCAGUCAUCAUGUUUAUAUUGAUCAGCAGUUGAUAUCUCAGCUUCGUUUACGUUUUGAAAUGACUGACUUGGGUGUCUUGCGGUAUUUUCUUGGGCUUGAAGUUAGCCAUUCUUCUAUUGGGAUAUAUGUUAAUCAAGCUAAGUAUGCUCGCGAUGUGCUUAUUCGGUUUGGUAUGCUUGCUUCCAAACCUUGUCAUACAACUAUUGCUCUUACUGCUCCAUCUGAUGUUGGUUCCCCAUGUACUGUCGAGGAUGCUCAUAAUUAUGGGGCUAUGGUUGGUGCCUUGCAAUAUCUCACGUUUAGUCGACCAGAUAUCGCCUUUUCUGUUAGGAAGUUGUCUCAACAUAUGCAUGCCCCUUUUUCAUCUCAUUUGAUUACAGCCAAACGGGUAUUGCGCUAUAUAAAUGGUUCUCUUCAUGUCAGUCUUUUGUUUAAGAAAGGUGGUUCUGUUGAUGAAGCUCUUAGGCUUCGAGCCUUUUCUGAUUCGGACUGGGCUGGUGACCCCUCUUAUAGACGAUCCACUACUGGAUUUGUUGUUUUCUUGGACUCAAAUCCCAUAUCUUGGGCUGUUAAGAAACAGACCACUGUUUCUCGGAGUUCUACGGAGGCUGAAUACCGAGCUCUCGCCAUCAACUGCUGUUGAAAUUUCGUGGCUAAGACAGCUUCUUAAAGAUUUUCGUCUCUUCAGCCCUUACCCGCCUGUCCUAUACUAUGACAAUCUUUCCGCUCUUCAGCUUGCCAAAAAUCUGGUCUUUCAUAGUCGAACAAAACACAUUGAAAUUGACUUUCAAAGAAAGAUCUUACAUUGCAGUUUGUUCCUAGUACUCAGCAGCUUGUUGAUAUGUUGACUAAACCACUUACUUGUGAUAGACUGGAGUUCUUCAAAGCCAAACUCAUGCUUCCUUAGGCUGUUCAUUUGCGGGGGAUAUUAAAUUGAUUACUACUAUAUUUACUUUUCUGUUAUAAAAUUAGUUGUUGUAUCUGUUAGUGGUUAUAAUAUUUCUCAAAGUCUUGUAUCUGUAUAAAUACUAUUAAAAGUCCUUCCAAUAAUGAAAAA